Molecule: messenger RNA, 436 nt
Organism: Drosophila santomea
Lineage: Eukaryota; Metazoa; Arthropoda; Insecta; Diptera; Drosophilidae
Exons: 1
Coding region: 1-393 (130 amino acids)
Source: RefSeq, a predicted model, not a curated record
AUGUGUUGUGCCAAAUUUGUUAUGCAGAUUUUCAAUUGUGUUCCGCUAUUUGCUUAUCAUCUGCGAAUAUUUGUUCUUGCCUGGCUUAGAAAACUUUCGGAUAUAAAAAGACCGCCGAAAACCUGUGCUAUACAUUCACAAUUGUUUCAAAGCAGAACAAUGAAGCUAACCACCUAUCUAUUGGCACUGGUCCUGUUCGCCGGAUUCUUCCUGCUGCAGCCUUCCUCCGCCCAGACGAACUCCACCACAUCCACCAACACCACGACCACGGAGGCAACCACUUCUACGACCUCGACCACAGCCAAGACCGUUAAUAGGAAACACUUCACGAUGCAUAAUGUUAAAUAUAAAGUGGUGCGCAGGAUUCGAGUUAACAAGAAAAACUCUGGUUAAUCAGAUGCUCAGCUUUCGAAACUAUUGGCAAUGACAAAAUAUA